AUGACAGCCUCUAUGUUGUCCGUCUUCUCUAGCAGACUGCCUAGCAACAUCGCCCGUCUUGCAAUUGCACCUCUUCCUCGACCCUCUGGGCGCACACGUGCUUUCCUUGUAUCGCGUGGCAAGCUCUUGCUGACGAUUUCUGACCAAUUCAGCUCGGUCGACCUCUCUGAACUCGAAGACUGCUCCAUCGCCGUCGAUGCGACGUACUAUCUGAGCCAGCUUCUCGACACUUCGCCGGCUCACGAACCUCUACUCUCGGCCCUCGGCGGUCUGACUGGCAUCCAGACUCACAUCAAUGAGAACCUGGAUCUUUGGAAUAAGAAUCGUAUUGUUCCAUUCUUCAUCUUUGAUGGACAGUCCAUCCCCGGUCAAGACGAAGUCGGCCUUAAGCGCCGGCGGGCCGCGAACAAGAAGACCGACGAGGCAUGGGAUUUGUACUCGAGAUCAGAAGCCGAGAAAGCCGUUUCGACUUUUGGGGCCAAUGCAGGUGCCUACAUCAUCCAGAACUUGUACCCGUUACUGCAGGGAAUUCUGAAACAGCGAGGCCUUCAUUUUCUCGUGCCUCCUUACAAUGCAUGCGCCCAACUAGCCUACUUUGAAAUGAUCGACUCUGAACAAUGCGCCGGCGUCAUGGGCCCUCAGGAACUGCUUCUCUACCCCAUCAAGGAUGUCAUUAUUCGCUCUCUUGAUUUUGAAGCAAACAAGGUCACGGCCAUUUCCAAGAAGAAGAUAAUGCGCAUACUUAGUGUAACGGAGCCCAUGUUCAUUGACGCCUUGCUCAUGACUGGAACCUCCUUUCUUCCCACGUUUCCCCCUUUGCUGGAUACCUCGAUGUACACCAAUCAAUUCACCAUAAUGGACGCCGUCAAUAUGCUGAGGACCUCUGACAAGGCUGUGGCCAGUGCCUGCGCUUCCUUCAACGACAUUCUGCAAGCUCAAGAUGCCAACUGGCUGGACAAGUACAGGAAGGCACGGCUGGCUGCUCAUCACUUCAUUUAUAUUGCCGAAAACGGUGAGGUGCUUGUCAACGAUUUCGAGCGCCUCACCAAGGAUAACCACGAAUACCUCGGCCUCCAGCUGCCUGCGGAGCUCUUCCACUAUCUCAACACGGGACUGAUCGGCGCACGCAAUCUGAACAGUAUAACGCACGGUCAAAUUGUAGUGCAGCCCACCUUGGACGGCGUUGUAUCUGAUGAGUACAAGAAACUCAUCACCACGAAGCUGGUCCCAAUUAAGGAACAGGCUCUUGGCCUAAUCAUCCCUCGCGUCCACCGAGGUAUUGGACACAAAGACAUCACUUUGCGUGUUUGGUUCGAUCCAAAGUUCUCCCACACAAUUAAUCAUCGUGCACAGCAGCCGCCUCCGUCGCAACGGGUUGGUACUUGGGAUGUUAAGGAGAGCGACCUACGCAGUGUCUUUCCAGCCGGUUUUGCAGGCCCCAUCUAUCUGGAAGUCCUGGCCCUCGCUAACGCCGAGUUCGUGGCAAAGACAAUUGCCAAGGAAAGUAAAAUCAGAGGAAUUGAUAGCUUGGAAAUGGUUACAUCUGUUUCCAUUUGGCGAUUUCUUCACCUGAGGGGCUAUGUCAGCGACUCCCAUACGCUGACCAAAUGGGGGAACGCAUUGGCGACCACCUUAUUGGCGCUCAAAGAUGCAGCCGAGAAUCGCCCCGAGGUCCCUGCACUUGAUGAGGCGGCCCUGCUUGCCUUUGAGUUGGUUCGACAUGGCAUACUGGGAGCCAAGCAUCAGGAAAACAUUGCCGGCUUGCCUCGCAGGGGAACCGACGAAGACAAGACUAGCCUGGUGCUGAUUAGCCAAUGUGCAACACUGUUAAAGCUGCGUCACCAAGUGUAUGGCUACACUGGACCUCUUAACAAGAGUCUUUUGGCAUUCCGCUCUCAGUCAUCGGCCGUUCGCGAGGUGGAUCGCGAUCUGAUAGAAGCUAUCGUGGCGUCCAUGUUCAUGUAUGGACAAAGCAGGAGAGACAGAGAGGACUAUCUAGAGAUAAGCCAAAGGCUCCCAUUUUUGCAAGAGCCGGACAUCGGAUUGGGAAUUGCGGUGCGGACCUUCUUUGACGAGGAUGACGCUUCUCAUAGCAAGGAGAAGCGAAAUGAACGAUUGGAGGAGUUCCCAAAGACUUUUGUGCCGUUUGCCGAGGCCUUGACGGAUGACUUCCGAAUCUGUGUGGAUUUUUUCAAUGCUCUGAAUCAAGGCAUGCAGACUCUUGGCUCCGACGAGUUGCCUGCGGCGGAUAAAACAGCUUGGAGCAACGCUCAAGCCUACCUGGAUGCUCGACCUUUCUGA
Messenger RNA from Metarhizium acridum CQMa 102, 2301 nucleotides. RefSeq lists its product as uncharacterized. Lineage: Eukaryota; Fungi; Ascomycota; Sordariomycetes; Hypocreales; Clavicipitaceae. The record is from RefSeq and is a predicted model, not a curated record.